CUUCCCUCGCUCCUCACGGUUCGCUUCUGCUCUCGCCGUCCGGAAAGCACACGAACGCAGUCCGGAGUCUCCUCGGCGGAAGCAAAACCCUAGGACUCGUUGAGCUGGUCCGUGGAAUUUCAAUGGCGAAGAAGAGGAAAGCCGCAGAACCGAAGCCCCAGCCGCCUCCUCCGAAGGAGGAAUCCGAAGAAGAAGAAGAAGAAGAAGACGAGGACGAAGACGGAGACGGAGAAGAGGGCGAGUCGUCCUCCGAAGAGCAAGGAGACGAAGAUGAGUCGGAAUCGGAAUCCUCCGAGGACGAAGACGAGGCGUCGAAGAGCGAGACGAUCAAGCAACUCCUCGAGCCAUUCACCAAAGACCAGCUCAUCGCCAUCCUCAAGGAAGCCUCCGCCAACGACCCUUCGCUGCUGUCCGAGCUCAUCAAAUCGACCGAAUCGGACCCCGUCCACCGCAAAAUCUUCGUCCACGGCCUCGGCUGGGACACCACGGACGAGGCCUUGACCUCCGCGUUCAAGCCGUUCGGCCCGAUCGAGGAGUGCAAGGCCGUCACCGAUAAGGCCACCGGCCGGUGCAAGGGGUACGGGUUCGUCCUCUUCAAGACGCGCGCCGCGACGCGAAAGGCACUCAAGGAGCCGCAGAAGAGGAUCGGCAACCGCACGGCCUCGUGCCAGCUCGCGGCCUCCGGUCCCCCGUCGGCGGCCCCAGUCUCGUCGGACGCGAGCUCGCGGAAGAUGUACAUUGCGAACGUCGCGCCGCUGGUCAGCCCGGAGAAGCUGCGGGCCUUCUUCGCGAAGUUCGGGGAGAUUGAGGAUGGGCCUUCGGGUAUGGAUAGAGUGACGGGUAAGUUUAGGGGAUUUGCUGUAAUCGUGUACAAGACCCUAGAAGGUAUUAAUAAGGCGUUGCAAGAGCCUGUCAAGAAUUUUGAAGGCACGAAAUUAGAGUGCUCUCUUUUCGUGGAAGGGCGAAAUUCCAAAACCGUCAAGAAGGCUGUGCCAGCUGCAGUAGCCGCAGGGGGCAGUGCAGUGGGUGGUGCGGGUGCUUCGGCUGGCCCAAACAAUGUCGGGUUUCAGAAUUUUCCGGUUGGAUUGAAUCAGGGAUUAGUUGGUCAGAAUUACCACCCUGCAGCGGUUCUUUUGGGGCAGAAUGCCGGUUUGGGUUUAUUGAAUCCUUUGUUGGGAUUUGGCGGGGCUUCCUUAAACCAGAUGGUCAUGAACCCAUCAUUCCCUGGUGUGAUUUCGGCGCCCUUGAGCAGAAACACGGGCGCUUCAAUGGGAUUGAAUCCUGGUUUUGGCGUGCAACAGGAUAUUAAUAGCAUGAGCCCAGGUAUGAUCAAUGCAUAUAAUAAUCAGGCUGCUUUGCAAGGGUUGGGUGCUUAUCAAAACUCCCAGUUGGGUCAGACCCAAUCUUCGGGGGUAUCAUCAGUAGGGAGAGGACAACCCGGUGCCGGAUCUGGUGGGCCGAAUCUAGGGCGCGCUAGCGGUUGAAAGGAUUUUAUCAGUCCAUGGACCCUUCACAGCUGCAAUGCCGUCUCAAAAGCCAACUGUGUAGUAAUCGUCUCCAGAUGUUCACAAAAUCUUUCUGUACAUUGUUGAUUUGACAAUGUAGUUUCUGGUCUGAGGCGAUGAUGUGCUGAGGAUCACUUAUUUGACUUGUUGGAUUGGCAGUGUAGAUCACCAACUGGUGAGCUGUUCAUCGUGAGAAAAGCUAUUUGAUUCUUUUUAGUUCUCA
Molecule: messenger RNA, 1728 nt
Organism: Eucalyptus grandis
Lineage: Eukaryota; Viridiplantae; Streptophyta; Magnoliopsida; Myrtales; Myrtaceae
Product: UBP1-associated protein 2B
Exons: 2
Coding region: 123-1484 (453 amino acids)
Molecular function (GO): RNA binding
Source: RefSeq, a predicted model, not a curated record